This is a messenger RNA of Hibiscus syriacus, 1014 nucleotides long. RefSeq lists its product as uncharacterized. The transcript is spliced from 7 exons. NCBI's taxonomy places the organism in Eukaryota, Viridiplantae, Streptophyta, Magnoliopsida, Malvales, Malvaceae. The record is from RefSeq and is a predicted model, not a curated record. Bases 1 to 705 code for a protein of 234 amino acids.
AUGAGCGCAAGCAUCUCACCAAAAUGUCGUGCUCAUCGCAGUUAUGUAAAAGCAAUAAGAGAGAUUCAAAUUCCUUAUAGUGAAAGGGAAGCAGCAAUAGAGCUAAUGAUCACUCUCAGGAUGGAAGGUAACCAUGAAAGAAGCUUGAUCAUUUUCUCUUCAAGGGGAAGCUUGAUAUGCUUUACAAGUGAAAAAAAAAGUCUUUUGUGGAGGCAGCAUGAGCGCAGGCAUUCUCACCAAAAUGUCGGUGCUUUUUGCAGUUAUGUAGAAGCAUUAAUUGAGAUUCAUAUUCCUUCUUAUAGUGAAAGGGGAAGCGGUGCUAGAGCUAAUGAUCACUCUCAGGAUGGAAGGAUUUGCCAAACUUCUGUAGCAGUUGCUCCCGGGGUUUCUCCUCAUGCUAGCGAUAAUAAUCAUAACCAAGUAGCCCUUGAUCUUAAUAAUUCAGCUUCUCGAAACCAUCAAGUGGAGGUCUUUCAUGAAUUUUAUCUAUGUGGUUCAGUUUCAGGUUUCAAAAUACAUCAACAGGUGGAAUGUAUAGGAAAGAUUAAUGAGGAUAUAACUACAAAUAUGAUUAUAAUCAUUAUGGAAAUAGGGAUUAUGAUGAUCAGAUUGGUCGUGGAAGAGACCUUGAGUACGGAUAUAGAGAUGAUGGUCAGUGGGAAUUCAAACAUUUGUGUUACUUUCAUUGUGUUUUGCUUGACAUGAUCAUCUUCUCUGUUAGAGGAGGUGGUGCUCGAGCUGAUGAUCACUAUCGGGAUGAAGGUUUGACCAACUUCUGUAACAGUUGCUCUUGGGGGUUCUCCUCCUGCUAGUAAUAAUAAUCCUUACCAAGUAGCCCUUGAUCUUAAUAAUCCAGCUUCUUGAAAUCAAGUGGAGGUCUUUGAUGAAUUUGAUCCAUUUGGUUCAGUUUCAAGUAUGAAAUUCUAUAUGAUUUUAAUGGUUUAUAUUGUAAAUUUUAAACCAAGAAAACAAGCUUGAAAGCAAAAAGGAGAGGAGCAGAAAAUCAAAGGAGAA